Molecule: messenger RNA, 606 nt
Organism: Exophiala viscosa
Lineage: Eukaryota; Fungi; Ascomycota; Eurotiomycetes; Chaetothyriales; Herpotrichiellaceae
Product: ribonuclease H-like domain-containing protein
Exons: 1
Coding region: 1-606 (201 amino acids)
Biological process (GO): rRNA processing; ribosomal large subunit assembly
Cellular component (GO): nucleus
Molecular function (GO): nucleic acid binding; exonuclease activity
Source: RefSeq, a predicted model, not a curated record
AUGGGAACUGCGAGUAACAAAUGGCGAGAGCUGAUCCGGGUAUCUGCGGUCGACUAUUUCACAGGCGAAACCCUAGUCGACAGCCUUGUGUAUCCAGCCGUUGACAUGCGCAAUCUCAGCACGCGCUAUUCCGGUAUAUCAUGGCGCGACAUGCGGCAGGCUCAACGCAGCGGCAAAUGCUUCUUCGGAAGAGAUGAAGCAAGAGAAGCACUGUGGAAGUUUGUGAGCCCAGAAACGAUUGUUAUUGCUCAUGCAGGCGAAAAUGAUCUCAAUGCCCUCAGAUGGAUCCACCCCCGCGUGUUGGACACACAGAUCCUACAUGGAGGACAAAGAGGGUUGGCAAACCUGUCUUCAUCGAUCCUCGGCAUAUCAAUCCAGACCGGAGAUGGUCAUUGUAGUCUGGAAGAUGCAAUGGCCACAAGAGAGAUUGCCAUUCGCCAUGUCGAGAGACAACUGGCCUGGAAUAGCAGCACAGAGGGCAGCAACGAGCCAGAGGUCGACGGUUCUACCUGGUCUGCGGGGAACAUCGACGAAGUGCAGCCCGAAGAAGAGGACAGCGAUGACAUGGUUGACGAAGAGUAUGACGGAGAGGAGCACGGUUGGUGA